This is a messenger RNA of Monoraphidium neglectum, 1560 nucleotides long. RefSeq lists its product as hypothetical. Gene Ontology annotation, biological process: mismatch repair. NCBI's taxonomy places the organism in Eukaryota, Viridiplantae, Chlorophyta, Chlorophyceae, Sphaeropleales, Selenastraceae. The record is from RefSeq and is a predicted model, not a curated record. The transcript has 9 exons. Gene Ontology annotation, molecular function: ATP binding; mismatched DNA binding. Bases 1 to 1560 code for a protein of 519 amino acids.
AUGGUGCUGAUGCGCGUGGGGGAGUUCUACGAGUGCGUUGGCUUUGACGCGGUGCUGCUGAUGGAGCACGCGGGGCUCAACGCCAUGGCGGCGGAGAGGGGCGUGCCGCGCGCGGGCUGCCCCGCGGCCAACCUGCGGAGGACGCUGGCGCUGCUGGUGGAGCAGGGGCUCAGCGUGGCCGUGGUUGAGGAGGUGGAGGCUGGUGGCCGCCCCGGGGCCAAGGAGCGCUACCUGCGUGAGGUGGUCAGCACAGCACAGCCCCACCUCCUGGACGGACUGGUGGACGACGAGACGGGGGCUCAGCUGGCGGCGGGGGCGCUGGACGGCGGCGCGGCCGCCACGGGGGGGUUCCUGGCGGCACGGCCCAUCAUAGGCGUGUCUGCGACCAGCGGCACGGCUGCGGGCUGGGCCGUGAUGGCGCUAGACCCGGCGCGGCUGGCGCUCAUGGCGCUGGAGGGCCUGAGCGAGGAGGCCAUGUGGGCGCACGUGGGCGCGCUGGGGGCCGCGCCGCCGCUGCUGGUGCACAGGAGGGCGGGGCAGGGGCACCCCACCCAGGCUGAUGUCCUCCAUGACAGGGAGUUCCGCCUGCGCGUGAGGGAGGCCAUGGGCCUCGCGCCACCCCCCCACGACGCGGCCGCCUCCGCCAGCGCCAGCGCGCGCGGCGUGGCGCGGCCCUACAGCAGCGUGGACGCGGAGGGGGGCUUUGUGCGGGAGGCGCUGAUGAUGCUGGGGCGGCCGGCAGACACGCCAGUGACGCGGAUCGAGGGCUCUGGCUACCUGCUGCGCCGCGGCGCCACCCUGUUCAACAGCACCGCGCGGCAGCUGGGGCUCAUCCAGACGGAGGGGGUGCCCUCGCUGCUGGACGCUACCCUGCCGCUGGCGUGCCCCCCGGAGUGCCGCCAGGCCAUGCGUCAGCUGCUGAUGCUGCCGCCCCCGCCAGAGGAGGCCGCACACAUCCACGCCGCCGUCAGGCUGCUGAGCGGUGACCUGGGCGGUAGCCCCCCCGAGCUGCGCACCGAGUGGAGCAGUGACCUCAUCAGCCGGCUCGUGCUGGCGCAGCAGGCCAGCCACAGCUUCUUCCUCAACAUCGUUGACAUGCUGGAGGCGCUCAUCGGCUGCCUGGACCCCGCCACCGCCCCCGAGCCCCUCCGCGCCGCCGCCUCCCACGCCGUCGCCUUCGUCUCCGCCUCCGACGCGCGGCCCCUGCCGCCUGACGAGCUCCUGACGCUGCUGCGGCGCUGCGUGGCCAGGGUGCUGGCGGUGGUGCCCAGUGAGAGGCUGGACCUGGACCCCAGCGGCGAAGACGAGGAGGACGAGGAGGUGGCGUCCGAGGUUGCGGAGGACCGCGGCGCGUCCGAGGCAGGGGAUAGCGGCGACGACGGCAGCGAGGAGGGCGGGGAGGAGGGCGGCGCCGAGGGGGCGCUGCUGGCGGGGUUCAGGCGGUCUGGGGGGCCGGAGGUGUUUGGGUCGCUGCGGCGGCUGGCAGAGCUGCACAGGCGGGUCCGGCCGCAGCACCUGGAGGGCUGGGCUGACGCGGGAUCCCUGGCUGCUGCGCUCUAA